Molecule: messenger RNA, 498 nt
Organism: Alternaria ethzedia
Lineage: Eukaryota; Fungi; Ascomycota; Dothideomycetes; Pleosporales; Pleosporaceae
Gene: UBC7
Product: Ubiquitin-conjugating enzyme E2 7
Exons: 2
Coding region: 1-498 (165 amino acids)
Cellular component (GO): cytosol; endoplasmic reticulum
Source: RefSeq, a predicted model, not a curated record
AUGGCGUCCUCAGCUUCCAAGCGCCUCUUCAAAGAAUACCGCAUGCUCUCGAACGACCCGCCAGAAGGCAUCACCGCUGGCCCGGUCAGCGAAGACGACAUGUUCGUAUGGGAAGCGCUGAUCCAAGGCCCGGAAGGCACGCCCUUUGAAGGCGGCGUCUUCCCCGCUGAAUUACGGUUCCCGAAAGACUACCCGCUUGCGCCGCCAAAGAUGAAGUUUAUGACGGAGAUGUGGCAUCCAAAUGUAUACCCCAACGGCGAAGUCUGUAUAUCCAUCCUCCACGCCCCCGGCGAAGACCCCAUGCACUACGAACAAGCCUCGGAACGAUGGUCGCCCAUACAAAGUGUCGAGAAGAUCCUGAUAAGCGUCAUGAGCAUGUUGGCGGAGCCGAAUGACGAGAGUCCAGCCAAUGUAGAUGCGGCGCGCAUGUGGCGGGAGAAGCGCGACGAGUAUGAGAAGAUUGUACGGACGAAUGUGCGGAAGAGUCUGGGGCUGUGA